ACAUAAGAUCUAGUAUGUCCUCUGGCUUUUGGUCUUUGGGUUGUUAGAGUCCUUGCAAACAUGCUAUUUUCCCAAGGGCCAUAAGUCAAGUAGCAUCGAGAGUCGAGACUAUUUGAUCCGAAUCAGGCUUCUUUGCUUGACUUUAACCUAUCCUGCACCCCAACACCAGGUCUUAAAAGGGUGUCAUGAUUGUCAAUCGGUUAGAUGGAGAUAACUGAUAGAAUAAAACACCAUGGAGAUUAAACCGGGUUUGAGUGCGUACGCUCAAAAUCCGCAAGAGGCAGCGGAAUCUUUGGUUUCGCUUUUGGAUAAAGCGGAGAGUGUUGUUCCUCGUGAAUUGCGAUCCAAGACACCUGUUCGAGUUUGGGCAACUGCGUGUUUGAAGGCUUUGGAAGGGGAUACCUCGGAUAGGAUCUUGCAAGCGGUAAGGGAUUUGCUUAAGGACAGGAGUAGCCUAAAAUCCGACGCUGAUGCUGUUACAGUGCUGGAUGGAACACAAGAAGAUUAUUCAAAGACCGUUGGAGUAGUUGAUCUUGGUGGUGGAUCUGUUCAAAUGGCUUAUGCCAUCUCAGAGACAGAUGCUGCCAUGGCUCCAAAAGUAGUAGAUGGGGAGGACCCAUAUGUCAAGGAGAUGUUCCUGAGGGGAAGGAAAUACCACCUUUAUGUUCACAGAUACUUGCACUAUGGUUUACUAGCUGCUCGUGCUGAGAUUUUAAAGGUUUCUGAAGAUGCUGAAAACCCUUGUAUCUUAACUGGCUAUGAUGGAUCCUACAAAUAUGGUGGAAAGUCGUAUAAAGCUUCAUCCUCCUCCUCUGGAGCAAGCUUGAAUGAAUGCAAAAGUAUUGCUCUUAAGGCUCUGAAAGUUAACGAGUCAACAUGUACUCAUAUGAAGUGUACUUUUGGUGGGAUAUGGAAUGGUGGAGGGGGGGAUGGACAGAAGAACCUUUUUGUUGCCUCCUUUUUCUUUGACCGGGCUGCUGAGGCUGGUUUUGCUGAUCCAAACUCGCCAGUUGCGAUAGUUCGUCCUGCAGAUUUUGAGGAUGCAGCUAAGCAAGCUUGUCAAACAAAACUUGAGAAUGCCAAAUCCACUUAUCCACAUGUUGAGGAAGGGAACCUUCCCUAUCUUUGCAUGGAUCUUAUAUACCAGUAUACUCUACUUGUUGAUGGUUUUGGCAUAUAUCCAUGGCAAGAGAUAACAUUGGUGAAGAAAGUUAAAUACGAUGAUGCCCUUGUUGAGGCAGCAUGGCCCCUAGGCAGUGCCAUUGAAGCUGUAUCAUCUCCGUAAUGUCACCGGGAUCAUCACUCAGAUCACUAAUCAGAAAUCUAGGGGCACAUGAAUUUCAUCACCGGGAUUUUCUGGUGAAAUACUGUCAUUCAUGAUGAUCAGAGAUUACUUUCAGGAUGAAUUGAGAUUUUGGAUAUGGGUCUGUGACUGUGACUCAAAUAAUGGGAGAUUAUAGCUUCAUUAUUUUUGAUAUGUAAUUAAUUCACAACAUAUCUGAUUUACGAUUUUGGAAGAUUCAUUCGAUUCAUUAAGUGCAUCUAAUAUAUGUUGUCUUAAGUGACGAACAAAAUGGUGAUAUUAACACCAUUUCAUUUUUGUUUCUAUAAAUGGUUUCAUUCGUGAUCAUAGUUUAUACUU
Molecule: messenger RNA, 1642 nt
Organism: Cajanus cajan (pigeon pea)
Lineage: Eukaryota; Viridiplantae; Streptophyta; Magnoliopsida; Fabales; Fabaceae
Product: apyrase 2
Biological process (GO): nucleoside diphosphate catabolic process
Cellular component (GO): membrane
Molecular function (GO): nucleoside diphosphate phosphatase activity
Source: RefSeq, a predicted model, not a curated record